Corythoichthys intestinalis (scribbled pipefish) is the source of this 6640-nucleotide messenger RNA. RefSeq names its product dishevelled associated activator of morphogenesis 2 (gene daam2). The record is from RefSeq and is a predicted model, not a curated record. The transcript is spliced from 26 exons. Gene Ontology annotation, molecular function: actin binding; small GTPase binding. Gene Ontology annotation, biological process: negative regulation of oligodendrocyte differentiation; actin cytoskeleton organization; regulation of non-canonical Wnt signaling pathway. NCBI's taxonomy places the organism in Eukaryota, Metazoa, Chordata, Actinopteri, Syngnathiformes, Syngnathidae. Bases 775 to 4020 code for a protein of 1081 amino acids.
ACAAUAUAUCAACCUUGUCAAUAAAUGCAGUAUAAGGAAUCCUGUCAAAAGCAGCUGGAUAAAUUCUGAAGUGUUUCAGGCAACAUUAGCUGCUCAUAUUCAGCUGAAUGCUUCAAAGAUAAUUGGCUAUAAUGCGGUUGCAAUAGAGGCCUGGCAGGGCAUCAACUUGAAUGUGAUGUUGAUUGUUUUGAGACUUAAGACUUUCGUUGACUGGAGCUGGAAGGCCGAAAAUCAAUGUCCCAAUAUUUAUGGACUUGACUUUGUCACUGUUUUACAUCUAAAAGUCGGCAAUGCAUUACAUAUUAGGGAAAGGAAAUACAAUCAUCUGAGCCUUUGAUGGACCGAUCUUUCGAAUGUAUACCUCUUCUGUCUCGCUCCGUCAAACACAUCCACACAUGCAGUACAUUCGAUUGCAGAAACACACACGCUCUCGUCACUGCUGCUCCCUCCUCCUGCACUGACCUACUUCCAGGCACAGGGGACUAUGCAGAGAGUUAGUGGGCUGAAUGAGAAGUGGCAGCAGUGUCUCCCUUUAAAGAUCCCUCCCUCCUUCUAUCACCUUCCUCACAUCACUGUCUGUCUCUCUCACUAUGCUUGGCUACGCUCCAGACCGAGUCUCAGUGUUGCUGGGAAUCUCGCCUCUCAGCUUCAGGGCUCAUGAUCAUGCCCCCGAGAUAGCUACUUUGUCCCCUUCACCCCCCAGCCCCCCCAUGGUCCCUUCCUAAAUAUUUCGGCUCCGACUUCACCACUGCCACGUGUGUUACCGCAGCCACCAUGCCCCCCAGGAAGAGGACAAGGGCGGGCUUGGGGUUCCUGUGCUGCUUCGGCAGUAGUGAGCCCCUAGAGAUCAACUUAAAAGACAGUGUGCCCUUGCAGCUACUUGAAUUCAGUGCACCCAUGCCGCCUGCUGAGGAGCUGAAUGCGCGUUUCUCAGAGCUGGUGGACGAGUUGGAUUUGACUGAUAAGAACAGAGAGGCCAUGUUCGCUUUGCCCGAUGAGAAAAAAUGGCAGAUAUACUGCAGUAAAAAGAAGGAACAAGAGGACCCAAACAAGCUAGCUACAAGCUGGCCGGACUACUACAUUGACCGAAUCAACUCCAUGGCUGCUAUGCAAACCCUGUUUGCCUUUGAUGAGGAAGAAAUGGAAAUGAGGAACAAGGUGGUGGAAGAUCUGAAGACAGCACUUCGGACUCAGCCAAUGAGGUUUGUGACGCGCUUCAUCGAGCUGGACGGUCUGACCUGCCUUCUCAACUUCCUGCGUAGCAUGGACUACGAGACAUCGGAAAGCCGCGUCCACACUUCUGUGAUCGGGUGCAUCAAAGCUCUAAUGAAUAAUUCUCAGGGUCGAGCGCACGUGCUCGCUCACCCGCAGAGCAUCAACACCAUCUCACAGAGCCUGCGAACAGAGAACGUAAAGACCAAAGUGGCCGUACUGGAGAUUCUUGGGGCGGUGUGCCUCGUCCCCGACGGACACAAAAAAGUGUUGCAGGCCAUGGCUCACUACCAAAAAUACGCUGCAGAAAGGACUCGUUUUCAGACACUGCUGAAUGAGCUGGACAGGAGUACAGGACGCUACAGAGACGAGGUCAAUUUGAAGACUGCUAUUAUGUCCUUCAUCAAUGCUGUGCUCAACGCUGGAGCAGGAGAGGACAACCUUGAGUUCCGGCUCCACCUAAGGUAUGAAUUCCUUAUGUUGGGCAUUCAGCCGGUCAUUGACAAACUUCGAGAGCAUGAAAACGCCACUCUGGAUCGGCAUUUGGACUUUUUUGAGAUGGUUCGCAAUGAGGAUGACUCUGAAUUGGCCAAAAGGUUUGACAUGACCCAUGUAGACACCAAAAGUGCCAGUGCUAUGUUUGAGCUGGUUAAAAAGAAGCUGAGCCACUCUGACGCCUAUCCACACCUCCUCUCCAUCCUUCAGCACUGCCUGCAGAUGCCAUAUAAGCGUGGUGGGAGCAGCAUGCAUCACUGGCAGCUCCUUGAUAGGAUACUUCAGCAGAUUGUCCUGCAGGAUGACAAGGGGGAGGACCCUGACCUUUCCCCUCUGGACAACUUCAAUGUUAAAAACAUCAUUCGCAUGCUGGUCAAUGAGAAUGAGGUGAAAUUAUGGAGAGACCAGGCUGAGAAGUUCAGAAAAGAUCAUGCCGAGCUGCUUGGCAAACUGGAGAGGAAAGAACGAGAGUGUGAGACCAAGACCCAGGAAAAAGAAGACAUGAUGAAGACUCUGAACAAAAUGAAGGAUAAACUCCAGCGUGAGGGUGUGGAGCUCCGUUCAGCAAGGGAACAAGUCCUGGAUCUAUCAACACGAAUCAAUGACUGCAUUACGGUGGGCAAUGUGUCUUUCCCACAAGCUCCUCCUCCACCUCCAGGAGCUCCAAUGCCUCCACCUCCACCACCAAUGACGGUUGGCUUUCCUCCACCUCCACCUCCGUUGCCCUUCAACUGCCCACCUCCCCCGCCGCCACCUCCUCCACCUGGCGCCCCACCUCCUCCACCUGGAGCCCCUCCCCUUUGUGGAAUCCCACCUCCCCCCAACCCCUCUUCUUUCAGUUCGGGGAGUACGCUGCGCUCCAAGUCCAUACCUCAGCCUUCGCAUCCGCUGAAAUCUUUCAACUGGGCUAAACUAGGAGAGCAUAUGAUCAAUGGCACUAUCUGGAAUGAUAUUGACGACUUAAAAGCUUUCAAGAUUCUUGACCUCAAAGACAUCGAGAAGAUGUUUUCAGCCUAUCAAAGACAACAGGACCUGCUCACUAACCAAUCCUUCAAGCAGAAGGAGACCGGUUCUAUGGAUGACAUCUAUGUCAGCACGCGGAAAGUCAAGGAGCUGUCUGUCAUUGAUGGACGUCGCGCGCAGAAUUGUGUCAUACUUCUUUCAAAGUUAAAAAUGAGCAAUGAAGAGAUCAAGAGGGCAAUCCUAGAGAUGGAUGAGCGGGAGGAGUUGGCCAAAGAUAUGCUAGAACAGUUGCUGAAAUUUGUCCCGGAAAAGAGUGACAUUGAUCUCCUGGAGGAGCACAAACAUGAGCUGGAACGCAUGGCUCGAGCAGAUCGCUUCCUGUUUGAAAUGAGCAGAAUUGACCACUACCAGCAGAGACUGCAAGCUCUGUUCUUUAAGAAGAAAUUUGCAGAGCGCCUCGCUGAAACGAAGCCAAAAGUGGAAGCAAUUCUGAAUGCCUCUAAAGAGGUAGUCCGUAGCAAGAGGCUCACGCAGAUCCUGGAGGUCGUGCUUGCCUUCGGCAAUUUCAUGAAUAAGGGCCAGCGAGGGAAUGCCUAUGGCUUCAAGGUCUCCAGCCUCAAUAAAAUUGCUGACACCAAGUCCAGCAUAGACAGGAGCAUCACCAUGUUGCACUACCUGAUCAUGAUCUUUGAGAAGAACUACCCUGACACUCUCCACAUCCAUCUGGACCUCAACAGCAUACCAGAGGCUGCAAAAGUCAAUUUGGCAGAGUUGGAAAAAGAGGUGCACUGUAUAAAAAGUGGACUAAAGGCUCUCGAGGCGGAGUUGCACUACCAGCAGAGCAGGACGAGGGAGCGUGGAGAUAAGUUUGUGGCUGUGAUUGGGGACUUCAUCACAGUGGCUGGCUUCAGCUUCUCUGAACUGGAGGAUCAGUUGAGUGAGGCCAAGGACAAGUUCACCAAAUCUCUGAAGCACUUUGGGGAGGACGAAGGGAGGAUGCAGCCUGACGAGUUUUUUGGGAUCUUUGACACCUUCUUGCAAUCGUUUGCCGAAGCCCGUCAAGACCUGGAAAACAUGCAGCGGCGCAAAGACGAGGAGGAGAGAAGGGCGCGCAUGGAGGCCAUGCUCAAGGAGCAGCGGGAGCGAGAACGGCGGUCCAAGAAGAGCGGCGCCUCAGACGAGGUGGGAGGGGAAUUUGACGACCUGGUGUCAGCGCUGCGUUCCGGCGAGGUAUUUGACAAGGACCUGAACAAAUUCAAACGCAACCGCAAGCGCUCCGUCAACCAGCUCGUGGAGGGCGGCGGUGGUGGCACAGGGCGGGAACGGGCCGUCACUAAAGUCAACUACUAACAGGUCCGGAAAAACCGAGGCCCCGAUAGGGCUCUCGCCUUCCACAUACGACCCGUCCCCCCUGGACGUUACGCGAUCUCCCGUUACGGACGCAGGGCAGGUGGGACGCUGGGCGCAGACCACUGUGACACAUCACGUGACUUUUGACCACUGUGCUUAAGAUCCUCGACAUUUGUCACUUCCUGCUUCUCACCGCUUCUUCCCAACGGCUUGUUCCCCCAUCACACACUCGCAAAGGAAAAGCAAGAGAACACAUUGGGAACGAAGAAAAGUCCACAUCUGGAAACCAUCGACAUUUUCAAAACGCCAGUGAGGAAUGAAGCAGCUGGUGGUCACGUGAUCUCUUUGUUCUCAUCAAUGUGUCAAUGUCCACAACUUUGUGCUGGCCUCAACUCGUGCCAAAGCAUGUAUUCAGAAAACAUACUGCAAUUAGGCAUUUAUAUUUAUAUCUCAAGUGUUUUUUGGUAUGUUUUCCAAUGUAACGUGGGGGGUUUGUACACUCAAAUCAAGUGAAAUUCUAUUUUUCUUUUUGUCUUGUUUGCACUGCAGCUCUUACAGUUUGUGCGCGUCCUCUCGCUCGCCAACAAACAUGAUGAAUUUUAACUUUCAGACACUAAAAGGCAACGGGCCUUAGACAAGAUUCUUAUUUCCAAACGGCAAGCCUCGAGUAAUGCUGUCAAUCUCAUUUUUCACACAUAGCAAUGUCAUCGGCCUUUACAGAUUCUGAUAUCGUUUCUAACAAUUGUAGCAAAACAAUGUUCCAUGGCGAUGCUUCAUGUUUGUAUGAAACAAAAAGAAAAAAAAUAUUUUUAGGCGACCUACUGCUGGAUCCGGUGGAGUAUUAGAACCUAACAAAGAAAACAAUAGGACUAUGAGAAUGUCAUAAUAAAGUUACCUAACAUUACUUUUUCCGUAAUAUUACUUAGAAUUACGUAAGAUUGCACCUUUUUAAUCAAAAUAUGACAUGAUUUUGAAAUAUUUUUCCAACUCACAAUAUUACAUAAAGUUAUGUGGUAUUACGACUUUUAUCUGGUAAUAUUAUGACUUUUCUCAUAGUAUAUUUCGUUACGUGACUUAAUUCUCCUAAUAUCUUUUUUUUUUUUUCCUUAUUCUUUCUUUGUUCUUAUACUCCGUCGUAGAUGCAAAGCAUGGGUAGGUUAAAACACUUUUGGAAGUACUAGAAAUAAUCUAAUAUGCAUUUCAGAACUCUUAGCAAAUGUGACAAAUGCUGCAAUGUAAAGUUAUGGGCUCAGUACAAACCUUAGUUUGUUAUUUGGCCACUAGAGGGUGACAUAUUCAUUUAAGUCAUUGAUGGAGAAAGUAAAGCUGAGGAAUGACAUUGAAAUCUAACAUUGGCACAAACUACCAUCAUUUAUUGAACUAAUGAUUCAUUGUUCAUUAUUUUUAACUCAUUGGCUGCCAUUGAUGUUGGAUUGGACGUCUAACAUCAAUAGUACUGAAUGUGCUAAUAUGAUUUGCACAACAUUUUGUUUUAAAGCACCAAGAGCAUAAUGGUAAUUGCCUCGAUUACAGUACCGCAAUAUCAAUGCACUUGACCCAAAAAGCACUUGGUGUCGAAUCAUCAUACAGUUUUGUGAUGAAGAGAGAAGGCGCCGUAUUUUCUGAUGUUUCUCGCGCAUCUUUUAAGUUGUCCUUUGUCGGGCUUGCUUCUUUUGACCACAUGUUCACCUUGAAGUGCCUCUAACCCUUUUGUGCGCACAAGUACCAUUCCUCUUACUGUGUGGUGCUGCUAAUGGAUGUAAAAACAACAAACAAAAAUUAUCUGAAGCAUUGACGCCUGCUUGCAGUAAAUAAUAAAAAGCUCUGAAUUUAUGGAUGCCAGAUAGAAAGUUUUUAACUCACAUUCUAUAUUAUUUCUGCAACCUAUGUUGUCCCAGAAAUUAGCACCACUUUAACCAGCAUCUGUCUGUAUAAUAUUUGAGCUGCUGUGCCCCCACCCAUCCACUUUCUUCCCCUUUCUUUUUCCAGUUAAUCAGAUUUUCAACUCUUAAUCCAGAGCUUUAACCCCACAUUUUAGGGCAAACUAUUUACUGCCUCAUUGUCAGUAUUAUAUUGUUGUGUGUGUUUUGUUCCGCGUUUGGAUGUCCAUUAAAUUUUGGCCAUUGACUGGCUGAUUUUGGAGUGUACAAGAUGGAAAUCAAAAGGAAUGACACUAUAGUAGCUUUUUUCAAUGCACUUUUAUUAUGGGACAUUUCCAUUUGCAAUGUUUUUUUGAGGGUUUAGAUUUCUUUGAACCGCGAAGGUGCUGCAAAAAAAUGAAAAUUAAAAAAAGUGUUGUUAAAUGUAAAAAGAGGACAGGAGCAAGUGAUUGGUACUCCGGCUGGACCGCUGGAAAAAUGGUGGAUGAGAGACGGGAUUGUGGAGGACACAGAGCAUACGUGUCUGUGUCAUUGGCUUUGGCAUUAAAAAAUAAUAAUAAUAAAAAAAAGAAAGAAAGAAAUGGGGGAAUGUUUCGUUUUCUGUCCAAAUGUGCACUUGUCAUCAAGAUGCAUGCACAAAUAAGCGUGCACACAGUGUGGUGUAUUAAAUAACCUUUGAAUAGGAACUUGCUUGUUCGACAUGAAAAAAAAAAAAAAAACAAUAAUAAACCGCCAUGUUA